CUAUCUCAAGCAAAAAAAAAAAAAAAACCAACCAGAGAGAUGAUCUAAAGCUCUCUCAAUCAAUUCCAACACAAAAAUGGAAACUUCUAGAAACUCCACCAACUCAUUACUCUUCCAAUGGUUAGGUCUUCUAGAAGAUUCUGAUCAGCCUCCUGAUUCUACCCAUCCUCGAGUCAUAACCCUUCUCGCUUCUAUCCUUGAGAAGAUGAUUCAGAAGCACAAAAAACCAUUCCACAGAAGACACAACAAGGAUGAUGAGAUCACUAUGUUCCAUGGCUCAAAAGCACCAUCGAUGAUUAUUUAUCGAUACACAGAAAGAAUCCAUAGGUAUGCUCAGUGUAGCCCUGCGUGCUUCGUUGCAGCUUUUGCUUACAUCCUUAGGUAUCUACGGAGACCAGAGGCUACAAGUAAGGAUCGUCGUCUCACAUCACUCAACGUUCAUCGUCUUCUCAUUACCAGUCUCUUGGUGGCAGCAAAAUUCUUGGACCGCAAGUGUUAUAACAACGCAUAUUAUGCGAAAAUCGGAGGAGUGAGCACUGAAGAGAUGAAUAGGCUGGAGAGAACGUUCUUGUUCGAUAUUGAUUUCAGACUAAAUAUUACAACGGAGACUUUCGAGGAACACUGUCUCAUGUUGCAGAAUGAAACGAUGCCUUGUGAUUCAAGAAAACUUAGAACAGCUCUUGGAGAGAUAGCUUGUGGCUGCCAAGCGAUUUGAUAUAACAAAACUCAAAAAGAGGGGAAAAAAACAUUGGUUAGAUCUUCUUUUCUUCAGUUUAUUGUCAAACUAAUGUGUUUUGUCAUGAGCAAGAACUAAAAUCUAAUUAAGUUU
This is a messenger RNA of Arabidopsis arenosa, 829 nucleotides long. NCBI's taxonomy places the organism in Eukaryota, Viridiplantae, Streptophyta, Magnoliopsida, Brassicales, Brassicaceae. The record is from the annotation of a GenBank genome assembly.